UUGUGUCUAAUCUGAUAGAGGACAGAUCCAUCUUUACUCCCAGUAAUGGAAUGUUUAGGAUAAAAAACCUGAGAAUGACUGAUGGUGGUGAAUAUACCCUUCGAAUCUUUGAUUCAGAUGGACAUGAAUCAGAACAGCGGACUCUACAAUUGUCCAUUCAAGAAAUGUUAUCAGUGUCUUUCGGGAGCGGCAACUGUUGCCAUGAUCCACUGGCUGUUGGAAGAUCAGAGGAACAGAGCCUCCAGAAGGCAUGGACGUUAAGGGGCCUUUUAGCGUUGAUGCACCAGAGAAAGACGGACAGAGGGCUGUACAUGCAGUUAAAUGAUGCCACCCCUAUAAUGCUGUCGUACGGUAAUCCAGACGUCUGCCUCAAGAAGGACUUUCAUCUAAAUAGAACAACUGUGGCAUACUUGAUUCAAUUAAUUACCUCACCAAGUGACCACGGUUGGGGCCAGGAGAUGGAGGUUCUUGUGUUCCUGUAUAGUUUGGCCCAUGGGCUAUCACUCUCUGUGGUCAGCUCUGCAUUUGGGAUUCCCAGGACCACUGUGCACAAUAUGAUCCACAGAGUCAGCAGGGACAUAAAAGCCAAACUCUCAACUGUAAUUUCACUGCCAUUGCCACAGGAGCUUCACACCAUUGCCCAAGGCUUCAGUUAACUUGCACGGACGGAGUCCUGCUUUUGCCCAUGCUGCUGGUGCCAUAGAUGGAUGCCACAUUCGUAUUAGAGCUCCAGGGAACCUGCACCGUGCUGACAAGCUUUUUCCAUCCAUACAAAUGCAGGCCAUAUGAAAU
Molecule: messenger RNA, 792 nt
Organism: Thunnus maccoyii (southern bluefin tuna)
Lineage: Eukaryota; Metazoa; Chordata; Actinopteri; Scombriformes; Scombridae
Exons: 3
Coding region: 51-656 (201 amino acids)
Source: RefSeq, a predicted model, not a curated record